CGCGUGGGUAAUUUACAAGAGAUAAUCUAAAUGUUUAAAAGAAAGAAAUUGCCCGUCAUGAAAGAUAUUAGAUUUCCAGUACACAGAAAAUACAAAGAAAUGCGUGUCUGAGAAAAUUAGUCAAUAUAAAAAACCAAUUAGAAUAGACAGCACCGAGUUCUCAUGUCUUCAACACUUAUUUGGUUGCUGACUUUAUUUUUCGUGUUCCGAAAGGCUUGUGCGUGUGUUCUACCCUCUGAAUGGGAUGGUUUAAUGUAUGACAGUCGUAAAGGAGAUGUGAUGUUAAACCAUGCCGCCUCCAAUGUCCAAUCAGGUUGGAAUCUGACGUCAUAUUCGUCUACUGUGACAUCAUGGACAUGCGUAGAGCAUUCAGGAGACGUAUAUCUAUUCAGUGGCGAUCAAGGAAUUGAUGUGUUCGGAGCUUUACACGCAGGAUAUCUCUGUUUGAACGUGACCGAGAUAACAGAAAAGUCAUUUUACUAUCAAAUAAUCGCAGAUGAACAGGUGAAUGCUGGCAAUGAGCGUGCUAUUGUUGUGCCUACUGGGACCAUUGUAACCAUAGCUAAUCAUUGCUCUGCUAAUAACACACCCGGUGCCGAGGAGUUCCACGUAAUCCUUAAACCAGGCAAUUUGACAGCCACCAAACAGUAUUGUGCCGAUCCAUUUCUGGGAACGUUUACGUAUUCGCAUAACACGGGCAGUACUGAAACCUGUGGUUCCAAUUCGCAGGUGGAUGUUUGUGAAGACAGGACUACCAUGAAGUUUAACUACAGUCUCUGUUCAACAGAACAAGGAUUCUCACAGGAAGGAAUUUUGUACUGUGUCUACUACACACAGAGCGGUUCCGUUUAUUACAACCUGGUCAUUAAUCCUGGAACGCUAGGUGCAGGUCAUCAGCGAUUUACCUGUUAUGCGGUGGCAUCGAAUGGGGGACAGGUGUUUGCCAGCGACGAUGCCGGAAGUUGUGCUAAAGGUCAAAAUCCGUACAAUAAGACUACAGACGGCAGCGGGAUACUGGUUAUGCAACCAUUAGUUUUAUGCCGUAAGUAUGACCAAAAUCAAUAUUGACAUUAAUUUUUAUGUCAUGAAAAUAUCUUUUUUAAAAAUAAAUUAUAUAUUCCAUUGAUUUGAUUAAAUCGGGUCAACGGUAUUAAGCAACACAUUCAUUAUUUGAUAUACAAUUUGAUGUUAAGCUUUCAUAAUAUCAACAACGACAACAGCUGAAUCGACAACACAAACACUGACGACAACAGAUUUCACCGGAAAUGAAACUACACUCUCCUCCAUUGUGACACCGAGCCCGACCUUAACGGAUUCACCGAAUUCUAACCAGACUACCACAAUAGCGGCCUCAGUCACAGUGUCUUUACUUCUGCUUCUCGUACUCACAGCAGGUGUAUUGUUUUGUCUAAAGAAAGAUUGGAGGAGAAAAGUUUUCAAGGCUUGCAAAAAUAAAAUCAAAGACGAAGGUAAGAAAGAAUACCAAGAUAAUAACAACGCAUGGGAGAUAACCAAUCAAAAAUCAAACUCGGAUAAAACUUCAAUGGACAAAGCGACCAGUGGUGAUAAUGUACAAGAAAAA
This is a messenger RNA of Ostrea edulis (European flat oyster), 1582 nucleotides long. RefSeq lists its product as uncharacterized. Bases 163 to 1068 code for a protein of 301 amino acids. The record is from RefSeq and is a predicted model, not a curated record. The transcript has 9 exons. Lineage: Eukaryota; Metazoa; Mollusca; Bivalvia; Ostreida; Ostreidae.